Argiope bruennichi is the source of this 1923-nucleotide messenger RNA. Its product is annotated as sensory neuron membrane protein 1-like. Lineage: Eukaryota; Metazoa; Arthropoda; Arachnida; Araneae; Araneidae. Gene Ontology annotation, cellular component: membrane; cytoplasm. The transcript has a single exon. The record is from RefSeq and is a predicted model, not a curated record. The coding region runs from base 165 to 1592 and encodes 475 amino acids. Gene Ontology annotation, molecular function: scavenger receptor activity.
UCCAAGUCUGUUGUAAGUUCAUUCCUCCCUAUGCAGUUCGAGAUUUAGAGGCAUGAAAUAUCUUUAAGCUUGUCAUAAUCAUUUUUAAAACUUGCGGAAAGAAGUGAGAAUUUUUUCUCGAUCUUUUGAGGUCAAAGGACUAAUGCAAAAAGAGAGGAAUCAAAAUGUGUAGAGUUACUUUUGGAUCCAUUAUAGCUACUCUUUUUAUACUAGUUUUUGCUUUAUGGAUUGUCAUCACAAUUUUAUAUAUGAGGGUAAUGAACGAAGCUAUUUCAUUUAAAAAUGAUUCUCAAUUAUUUAAGCUGUGGAAAGACAGACCAUUGGUGAUGUACAGGAGGGUGAAAGUCUUCAAUAUCACAAAUCCUGGGGACUUUCUUUUGGGUUCCAAAAUGAUUGUGAAAGAAGUGGGUCCAGUGACUUACGAAAUGGAGUGGCGCAAAUCAAAAUUUUUCUGGCAAGAUGGAGGGAUAUUGGCGUACAGACGGGAGACGAUUUUGAAAUUUAAUCCAGAAUUGAAUUGGAUCGAUGAAAAUGAAGUGUUUUACACUUUGAACUCAAAAAUGAUACACAAUGCUGAUAUAUCUGACCUGACUGACUUCGAUAAAAUGAAAGAAAAACAAUUAAUUAUUAAGACAACAAUCAAGCAAUACAUGCAAGAAACAGUGGACAAAUCCCUGAAUCCUCCAUUAUUACGAGAAAUCUGCUCAAAGGAGGAAUUCAUUAUGUUUUACAAAGGAGAAGAAAGUAUCGAAAACUUGAAUUUCCUUCAAGGGUCUGAUGGAAAGGCAUCACCUGAUAAUGAGAAAUCUAAUGCAGCAAUUAGAAACAGCCUGGAUAUAGGUCCUCCGAUGAAUGAAAAAGAAGUUCGUUUCAAAUAUUUGGAGCCAAAUCUUUGCCAGUGCAUGAUCUUCAUUCAGGCUGAUACCGUAGAAGUGAAUGGAGUAAAGAAUAUUCGAUUCGAAGUUGCUCCUAUUGUAAAUGGUUUCAACGACCUUGAUCGUUCAGAGUUCUUCCAGGAGUCAUGCAAAAUACUGAGUGACAGCAGAUGUUGCCCUACCUUUCCAGUAGUGCUAUCUCUACCACACUUCUACUCAUCUUCAGAAGCUCCAAAUACCUUGGUGUCCGGACUGCAUCCAAAUGAGUCAAUACACAAUUCAUUUAUUAUAGUUGAACCCAUGACUGGCUUGACUACCUCUUUUGUCAUGCGUUAUCAAUUUAAUGUGAAACUUGAAUUCAACAAGAACUGGGAGCAUGUGCGAAAAGGUACUUAUCCUUUGUAUUGGGUGGAAGAUUCUGGGAGUCCAUCUGAAGAAACUAAUUCGUUCCUUUUCUAUUUUCUGAAAUUGCCUUCUUUCGUUUUAUAUAUCAUGGUGAUUUGGUUAAUUGUCUAUGUUUCUACUGGACUUUUAGUGUACAAUUUUUCAGAUUAUUGUCAAAGCGCAUCUCUAUCUUCAAACGAAGAACAAGAAUCUUUUAUAGAAAUUACCAAUUCGAGAGACUACCAUUCCAUAAACGAACCAGAAUUACCAGAAAAAGAAUCCCCGCCUCUUUUGAAAGCCUUUCCAGGUUAUUCUCGAUGUGCUGAAAUUUGAUGUAAACAGAACACAUUAUUUCAUUUGCUUCUAGAUAUUAAAUAAUAGGAGUAAAAUUAAUUCAAAUCAAAUAUGUUGCGGUAAGCACUAUUUCACCAUUUUUAUAUAUGUGUUAAUAUUGUUUCCUUCGAUUGAUAAGAUGAUAAAUUGUAAAAUCAUAUUUUUGAACUAUUUAUUUGGGAAGGAAAUGAUACUUUUUCUGACAUUUUAUCAUAUGUCAACUAAAGAUGAUUUUUUUUAAAUGUUCAAGUUCCCUGUUUUAAUUCGUUUUUAAGACUUCAAAAUAAUGUUCUUUUAAAAAAAUGUUGCGUCAGUAUAUUCUUAGUUUUCC